This is a messenger RNA of Penaeus indicus, 3497 nucleotides long. Its product is annotated as acyl-coenzyme A diphosphatase FITM2-like. Gene Ontology annotation, cellular component: endoplasmic reticulum membrane. The transcript is spliced from 4 exons. Gene Ontology annotation, biological process: lipid droplet organization; phospholipid biosynthetic process; lipid storage. NCBI's taxonomy places the organism in Eukaryota, Metazoa, Arthropoda, Malacostraca, Decapoda, Penaeidae. Gene Ontology annotation, molecular function: coenzyme A diphosphatase activity. The record is from RefSeq and is a predicted model, not a curated record. The annotation marks the transcript as partial.
GACAUGCAUUCAUCCUCGUCUAUGUCAACUUGCUUAUUGUGGAGGAAGCGAAGGCUAUUGUAGGCUGGGAAGGCAUUAGAGAUCAAAUUCGCAUGGAGGACCACAGAAGAGGAGAAGCCACGAACGAUCCUCAAGAAACCAAAACGCCGUUAGAAAAUUUAACCGAGGACGAUCUUAUCAUCUUAAAGUUAAACUACGAGCAGUUCACACCAAUUAUCAGAGGCAUUUUCUUUAUCAUGACCAUGAUGAGUGUCCUAAGUGAUGUGAUGCUGGCGUGCACUGUCAUGUUCUUCCAUACAAUGCCACAGAAAGUAGCUGGAGGUGCAAUUGCUAUGGCUACAUGGUUCUGUACAUACAGAUUAUGGUAUAAAUAUGAUGCUUCUCCAGGAUUGCCUGGUUCUGGUAUCUUCCAGUACCAGACUGUAAAAGAAAAGCCAAAGGAUAGUUCAAGCAGAUUGAGAAGACGUUCCUCUAUCUGCAAGGAACACAAGGAUAGUUUACCAACAUUUAUGGGAAUGCCGUUAUAUGGCCUAAAGAAGGAUAUAGAGGAUAAGAAGAAAGAGAAUGAAAAAGAAGAGGACAGGUCUGGCUUGGAAGAUUUUGGGGAAAUGCCUGACCGUAGUUCAAGAAAUGGAGUAUACGGAGACUUUGGUUCCUCAAGAAGUAGAACAUGGAGGAGGUAGAGGGCAGUAGAGUGAUUUAUAAAGUAAUUUUUCUGAUACUAGCAAUAUGCUUCAGAAAUGUUCUGUCAUAGAAAAAAUAAUUACACAACUAUUGAAACUCUUUAUAUGCUUAUCGUUCACUAGUCUUUUUAUCAGCGAAACUGCUUUUCUUAGCCAUUUUAUACCUAAUUUAGAUAUUUUAACAUGACAAUGUGUGAAAGAAUUUGCCUAAUAGAUAUCUAGUCACAAUCAAUCUCUAGACUGCACAAAUCCUCUGAACUCUCAAAUGCACUAGUAUUAAUAUUACUCUUACAAUGCAGAUGUUAAGAUUAGGAUCAUUUUUAUACACAAGCAAAUGCUCAGUCAGGCAUACAAGGUAUUUGUUUUUAUAUGUAUAUACUAAUACAUCAGCAGAAUUUCAAUUAGCUUCAUAUGGUGCAGUUAAUCUCAUAUAUAUUGAAUAAAUUUUUGAAGUAUACCAUAUUUGACAGAAUAUUAGACCCCCCCUUAAUUCAGCACAGCUUCUCUCUCUCUCUCUCUCAGAUUCAGACUCUCUCUCUCUCUCUCAGAUUCAGACUCUCUCUCUCUCUCUCAGAUUCAGACUCUCUCUCUCUCUCUCAGAUUCAGACUCUCUCUCUCUCUCUCAGAUUCAGACUCUCUCUCUCUCUCUCUCUCUCUCUCUCUCUCUCUCUCUCUCUCUCUCUCUCUCUCUCUCUCUCUCUCUCUCUCUCUCUCUCUCUCUCUCUCUCUCUUUCAAGUACAUCUUAAAUACUGUAAAAUACAGUAUAUUUUAUUUGUUCUUGGCAACUAUUCAGACAACACAGUUAUUAGGAUACAAACCAAAGAUCACUUUCACCCUUUCAUUUCAUUACCAAAACCUUUCCCAUCUCCAUUUAGAUAUUUUUUAGGAGUGUGAGUGAAAUAUUUACAACAUACCCAAUACUGUAGACCUUAGUUUUACGAUGAAGAUUGUUUUGACUCACACGGCUCCUAGUACAAGACUGUGGUAACUCCAUCCACACACAUUUGCUUUUGGACUCUGUGGUCAAAUGGCAGCUUGUUGCAGGAGGCUUUCUUCCUCUUUGGAUCCGUCUGGAGUCUCAGAUUCAGUCACCUUUUGUUUUUGUAUUUUCUGAGCUGUAAAAUUUUGAACAGCUGUCAGUUAUGAUUUCCAAGUGGAAUUACUCUGGAUAGAGAGAGAAAAUUAUAUGCAAAGCAGGUUAGGACCCAUAUUUUAUUACAUGUUGAAGAAUGAAAAACUAGUUAUAAAAUUUUUCUUCUUUAGUGAAGAUACCAUCACUAAUUUGCAUGCAUUUGUAUUGAUGAAGAAUGCAUCUGCAUCCUUUCAUGGAUGUAUAUGAUUGUUAAUUAUUCCAAUAAUGCAAAUUAUUUAUGGUUGUGGAAGUCAGGUACCAGUGUUACUUCCCUUCUGUCUUUGAGUGUUGCAUUCAUUCUGGCCCUGAUAUUCAAAUUAUUUAUAUAGUAUGUGAAUUUCUUAUUACUAUAAAAUGUUAAUCCAGUUUGUCACAAACAUGUUGAAUUUAUAAUGUGUUUAUAAUGCUUACUAUUUCACUUGUCUUUCAUAGUUUCUUUAAUAUUCUACCACUGCUUGUUGAUGAUAAAUCUAGAAGUGUAUUCUUCAUACCAUUUUCUUCAUAUAUAUAUAAUGAUGUGUAUUUACUUAUCUGUUUAUCUUUGUACACUAUGCUACUUUUUAAAAUAAUAAUAAUUAUUAUUACUGUCAUCAUUACUAUUACUACUAUUUUUUUUUUAUAAUUAUUUUUAAUAUUAGUUUGGUGUAUCAAAUAAACUAAUUUCCCAGUUAUUUAUUUUUGUUGGCACACAACAUUGUUUUUUACUUUUCUCAUUAUAAAGAUAAUGAUGAUGACAAGUCCAUACUCUUGCAAAAAUAUUUCUUUGGGAAUUAUUGUAUUCGUAAACAGGAGCCAUUUAUGCAGAAGUUAGGGUUGUAAAAAUAGUUUAUCCCAUUGAUAAAUUCUAGGGGUUUCAAAUAUGAUGAAUGCAUAGAGAUGGUGUGCAAGAGAUAAAAAAAAAGUACAAAAUUGCAUAGAUACUUUGCAGUUCUAAGAUACCACCUCUGGCAUUUUCCAUUCAUAGUAGUACCUUGAGUUAUUUUUAGUUGAUAAUACGAAGUGUAUCACUAUUUCAUAAUUGCAGAAAGGUGUUUAGUUUGUGGACUCAACAACAUUUAAAGAGCAUAAGGAUUUUUUCAGUGUAACCUGUCUUGUCUUUCCUCUUAAUGAGUUCAAGUGUUUGUUGAAAGUUGGCAAGUUUUAACCAUUGCUCAAUCCUGCCUAGUCAGUGUCUUAUUGUAUUAUUUAUAUCAGUGGUUUUUAGGACAUUUGUGUUUUUAUAUAUGUGUGCUAAACAUUUUAGGAAUAUCCUUAGAAAUCCAUGUUUGUUCCAUCUUUGUGUAGUACAUCUGGUCCUCUACAAUAUCAGGAUAUUUACCAGAGGAUAAAAGCAAUUUAAGAUACCCCUUUUACAAUUUUCUUUAAUGUGUUCUUGCAGCUAAAAUAAUUGUCAGUGUAUUUGAAAACUAAAAUGCAUUACUAGCAUGGAACAAUUAUAAAAGUAAUAUAUAGAAAUAUUUAUAUUUUUGGCUGAAAUCAGAUAAAUGCCUCAGUUAUAAGCAAGUUUGGUUUCCAUAUACAAGUUAUUUAUUUGUAAAGAGUAAAACUAAAAAUAAUGGACUGUGAUAAAUACAGGCAAGAGGCAAUGUGGGCAUUAUUUUAUAUUAUUCCUAAUGUUAACCACUUAAUAUCCACAUAUUAGUGUAAAAAAUUGUCUAAUGAAAUAUAGCACAAAAACAUA